Solea solea (common sole) is the source of this 2528-nucleotide messenger RNA. Its product is annotated as extracellular calcium-sensing receptor-like. Gene Ontology annotation, biological process: G protein-coupled receptor signaling pathway. The transcript is spliced from 6 exons. Bases 186 to 2528 code for a protein of 780 amino acids. Gene Ontology annotation, cellular component: membrane. Lineage: Eukaryota; Metazoa; Chordata; Actinopteri; Pleuronectiformes; Soleidae. Gene Ontology annotation, molecular function: G protein-coupled receptor activity. The record is from RefSeq and is a predicted model, not a curated record.
AGUGUGUGUGUCGACUCCAGGGCUCACCACAACCACCUGAACUGGCUCAGGAUGGCGACCUCAUUAUAGGAGGCAUUUUUUCAUUUCACACGGGGCAGGAUUAUGUAUCUAACACAUUUCAGAUCAUUCCCGGAGUACGAAAGUGUAAAAACUUUAAUUUUAGAGAAUUCAAAUUUGCUCAAGCAAUGAUCUUUGCUAUAAACGAGAUCAACCACAAUCCUGAAAUGAUGCCUAAUGUUCAGCUCGGAUACAAGAUAUAUGAUAACUGUGGAAGCAUGGACAUACUGAGAGCCGCCCUGGCACUGGUGAGUGGAAUAAAGGGAGAAAUCAGCGAUGAUGUCUGCACUGAUGCUGAGACAGUUCUAGCUAUCCUGGGACAUUCGGGAUCAACACCAACUAUUGCAUUUGAAAGAGUUGUUGGAAGGUUUCAUAUACCUGUGAUAAGUCAUUUUGCCACAUGCUCCUGUCUGAGCAACAGGGAAGAGUAUCCCACCUUCUUCAGAACAAUUCCCAGUGACUACUAUCAGAGCAGAGCACUGGCAAAGCUCGUCAAAUUCUUCAGUUGGACUUGGAUUGGAGCAGUGGCUGUCGAUAACGAAUAUGGCCACAGUGGCAUAGCUGCAUUUAUCCAAGCUGCGCAAGAAUAUGGAAUUUGCAUCGAGUAUUCAGAAUCAUUCUCAUCGUCAGAUCCACCUGAUCGUCUCCAAAGAAUAAUAAACAUUAUUAAACAAGCUGAUUCCAGAGUCAUUGUGGCUUUUAUGUCUCACAGAGAAGUCAAGUUGCUGGCAACAGCAUUGUACAAAGAGAAUAUCACAGGACUGCAGUGGGUUGGCAGUGAUGCCUGGAUCACAGAUAAUUCUCUGACUGACAUCGAGGGACACAGCGUCCUGCUGGGUUCACUCGGCUUCACUGUCAGCCGAGCUGAGAUCCCAGGGCUGGAGAGGCACCUGAGGCAGCUCCACCCCUCACACUUUCCUGACAGUCAGUUUGUCAGAGAUUUCUGGGAGGACACGUUUGACUGCUCACUGAAUGAAACUGCGGACACACAAAGAAAACCAUGCAGUGGCUCUGAGAGCUUAGAAAAUGUAGAAUCACAAUUCACGGAUGUGUCUGAGCUGAGAUUUACUAACAAUGUGUACAAGUCAGUCUAUGCAGUGGCUCACGCUCUUGACAACCUGAUGAAAUGUGAACACGGUAAGGGGCCCUUUGCAUCUGGAACGUGUGCAGAUAUAAAACACAUUCAGCCUUGGCAGGUCGUGCAGUAUCUCAGCACUGUGAAUUUUACCACUGAGGAAGGGGAAAGAGUUUAUUUUGACGACAAUGGCGACUCACCAGCGAGAUAUGAACUCAUUAAUUUACAACUGAAAAACAAGGGAACCAUGACAGGAGUAACAGUUGGUCUUUAUGAUGCUUCUCUUCCAGUGAGUCAUCAGUUUAUAAUGAAUAACAUCCCAGUUGUCUGGGGAAAUGGACAGACUGAGAAGGCGCCCGUGUCUGUCUGCACUGAGAGCUGUGUUCAAGGAACUUAUAAAGUCCUUCAGAAAGGAAGAGCAGUCUGUUGUUAUGACUGUGUUCCCUGUCCAGCAGGUGAAAUCAGUAAUAUAACAGAUUCAGUGGGCUGCAUCAAAUGCCCACUGGAGUUCUGGUCCAAUAAGCAAAGAGAUGUCUGCAUCCCCAAAACAAAAGAGUUCCUGUCAUAUCAUGAACUCCUUGGAACACUGUUAGUUGUAUUUUCAUUAUUGGGUGUUUUUUUAACUUUGAUGACGACACUUGUUUUCUACUGUCACAAAGAAACGCCGUUAGUACGAGCCAACAACUCUGAGCUGAGCUUUCUGCUGCUCUUCUCCUUGACUCUGUGUUUCCUGUGUUCUUUGACCUUCAUCGGCCGGCCGUCUCAGUGGUCCUGCAUGCUGCGGCACACUGCAUUCGGCAUCACCUUUGUCCUCUGUAUCUCUUGUGUUCUGGGGAAAACCAUAGUUGUUUUAAUGGCUUUUAAAGCGACACUUCCAGGCAAUAAUGUGAUGAAAUGGUUUGGACCUGCACAGCAGAGAUUCAGUGUUCUGGCUUUCACUCUCAUACAGGUUUUAAUUUGUAUUCUGUGGCUAACGAUCCAACCUCCUUAUCCUUUGAAAAACCUGCUGCUGUAUGAGGACAGAAUCAUCUUAGAGUGUGCUCUGGGUUCACCUGUGGGCUUCUGGGCUGUGUUAGGAUACAUAGGACUCUUAGCUUUGUUAUGUUUUGUUCUCGCCUUUUUGGCUCGAAAGUUACCAGAUCAUUUUAACGAAGCUAAGUUCAUCACGUUCAGCAUGUUAAUAUUCUGUGCAGUCUGGAUCACAUUUAUUCCAGCUUAUGUCAGCUCACCUGGAAAAUUCACCGUGGCUGUGGAGAUAUUUGCUAUUUUAGCCUCUAGUUAUGGACUUCUCUUCUGCAUAUUUGCUCCAAAAUGUUUUGUGAUAUUGUUUAGGCCCGAACAUAACACCAAGAAACACAUAAUGGGGAAAACAUCUAAUCAUGAUAUUCAUUAUUAA